AUUCAUUCCUUCUUUGCCAGAGGCGAAAACGUUUUAAACGCAUUUCUUUCAGUUUGUAAUAUAUAGGCUGUUCCCUCUUCUCUCUCUCUUUUUUCCUUUGGCUGAUUCCUUAGGAACCGGUGGAUCAAGUUUUUUUUUUCUUUUAGUUAAUCGCCCUGUUAUGUAUCGCAGCCACUGACCUUCUUUUUUCCAUUUUUCCCCCUUCGCCGUACCUAACAUUCCUACUCACUUUCUCCAUUUUUUUUCUUGCUCCCUCUUAAUUUUUUAAAAAUGCACCUGCUUUUGUUUGUGUGCGUCUUUACCUGGACAAAGCUGCCGCUCGCGACUUGUGUGUUGACUGGGGGUCUGCAGCCGAAAAGGAAAUGUUGACAAGAUUUGGAUGGAGGAGCCGAUUUUUUUUCCCCCUCAUAUUGCCGAGCUUAAUCAUUUAGGUGGUUCAACGUGUCUUCCUGUUCUUACUGACGCACGUCUUACAUUCGCUCAUUUUUAAACGAGUUAACUUGUAAGGUUUUUAAAGAAGGGGGGAAAAAGUCAAAACGGCGGUGACAGUCGUCAGGCAGACCUAUCACACGAGGGGGAACCGAGGAGACCACAUAACCUUGUUUUGAAGCAACCUUCGCGUGUUUUAUUUAUGAGGAUGUACAGACUGUCCUGUUGAGUGAAGGUGAUUAUUAUAAGACAUCUUCGGAGGAACUGAGCCGUUCUAAAAGUGGACUUAAAAAAAAAAAAAACGCUUUCAAGGAAAAGCAACUUACAGAGCGAAGCGACACUAGAAGGAAGCCCACCUUGAACCAGGGAAGCGACAUUUAGACUUUCUCCGAUUCUGAGAAAACCCUGUCCCUCGACUAUGGAAACAGAGGCUGCUGAUGGCUACCUGACUAGUAACGGAGAUCUUUCUUCCCGAGAGGAACACACCAGAAUGGUGGUAGAUCUUUCCUGUAAUGCAGCUAAUGGUCGACAUUCACCAGCAAGGAAAACAUCAAGCUGGAAGAUCAAAGUGAGGAGGAGUCCGAAACUAGAGUUGUCGAUCAGGAGGAAGAAGCCCACACUGUGGAGGAGGCGAGUGGGGUAGACGAUGCACUAAUGGGAAGCCCCAACGGACUCCAUGACACCAGCCAGGGACCGGAUGGAAAUGUUAAUGGAGGAAUCCGACUGCCCAACGGUGAAAGACCAUUCCACUGCAAUCAAUGUGGUGCUUCAUUCACUCAGAAAGGAAACUUGCUGAGACACAUUAAGCUUCACACGGGAGAGAAACCCUUCAAGUGCCCGUUCUGCAGCUACGCGUGCCGGCGACGGGAUGCACUUACUGGGCACCUCAGGACUCACUCAGUGGGCAAGCCACACAAAUGCAACUACUGUGGGCGGAGCUACAAGCAACGCACGUCCCUGGAAGAACACAAGGAACGCUGUCACAAUUACCUGCAGAGCAUCAGUGUGGAUCCUGCGGCACAUGCUGGGGCCCACCAAGCACCACAUGUGGAAGAAGGGAAAGAGCAGGAAGCUUUGGACGAAAGGAUGUCGUUAGUGCCUUUUGAAAGACCACCAGUUAUUGAGCGGCUAAACAGCAAUGUCGGGAAGCGAAAAAGCACAACACCUCAGAAAUUUGUGGGUGAGAAGCAUAUCCGGUACGGCUACCCAGACAUGCGUUUUGAUAUGAAUAUGAAGUACGACAAAGACGCUGAGAUGAUUCAUAUGAUGGACCAGGCCAUGUCCUACUUGGGGACCGAUCCGAUGCGCCCUCUCUUACACCAUCCACCGGUCUCCAUGGCAGACGUCGUGCCCAUGAUGAACCCUCUUUACUCUCAGGUCUAUCAUGCAAACAGGAUUGACCGUCCAAGUGGCAAAGAAGCGGUUCCAAUGACUCACGAUUUUCCAGCCGAUGGUCCGAUAUCUCUGAUCAGACCAAAGAUCAUCUCAAUGGAGCGAGAAGCAUCUCCGAGCAAUAGCUGCCUGGAGUCGGUCGACUCGGAGAGCAGCAGUCAUGAAGAACGCUUGAGGUAUCCAAGCAGCCAAGCAUCAAGUGCCAAAGCUAAACAAAGUCCUGCAUACUCCAAAGACGAGCAGACCACCUUAGAUAUGAGCAAGACUGCGACUGCGGCUGCGGCGAUCACCACGGCCGUGUGCUCCCCUAAAGACGUCUACAAGGUAUAUAAUGGAAACGGGGACCACAUCAAGGCAUUCAAGUGUGAGCACUGCCGCGUGCUCUUUUUAGACCACGUGAUGUACACCAUACACAUGGGUUGCCAUGGCUACAGGGACCCUUUGGAGUGCAACAUAUGUGGCUAUCGGAGUCAAGAUCGCUACGAAUUCUCAUCUCACAUGAUUCGUGGAGAGCACAUAUUCCACUAGUUGGCGCGAAGUGUUGCCCAAAAUCAUGUCAGAUUUUAGAGGGUAUGUGGACAGGAUGCGAAAGAUGAAGUUCUGUGCUUUUUAUCGUUUAUUGUCAUUUUUCAGAAAACGACUUCCGGUCAUAUAUUGACUUGUGUCUAUACGUGUGUUUUUAUUACAAUUUCUAAUUUUUGGCUCUUUGUAAUUAGUUACACAGUUGCAGUCCUGUAUCUUACUGUAUUUUAUGCAUAUUUGUAGGAUUUUCUCAGGUACAUCUAAAAAAGGUAAAUAAGAAUUUGUUUUGAUCUACAUACGUCAGAUAGCUUAUACAGCGGAAAUGAAUUCAUGGUAGAAGACAAUUUCUUUCUUGGAAGUGCAUGUCUGAGAGAGAUAAAGAUAUGAAUAUGUCUCUAUUUGAAGGACGGUACACAAUAUUGGCAAAGUUACCUGCAAGCAUUAUUAUGUUGGAGGACGCCCCACUGCGGCUUUCGUAAGAUUUGAUAAAUGUCUGAAAAUUAUAGCGAUAUGUCCUCAUUAUAGCGAUAUGGCCUUUGAUUUCAUCACCAAACACCGCCUGCUCUUUCACGUAACAUUAAACUGCUCAGGCCAAGAACUGCACACACUGAUGGCAGCCCCUUUUGUCAUCGGCUCGACUAAUCUUUUAUACGCAACUCUGCGUUAUUACAAUAAAAACGUAUUUACGAUGUCACGUUUACCUUGAUUAUGCUGACAGUGUGCAGAAGUGUCAUUCAAAAUGUGGGGCAUAUUCUUAAUGUUCAUAAAUUGCUACCUGAAGAACAUCUGGGGCGUCAGUGUUUGGUGACUUCAUGGCCGAUAAAUGCUCAAUUAAAAGGACUCGUAAAGUGACGUGCGGCCCCUUGACGUAAUGGUUUAGAAUGAAGGGGAGUUGUCAUGGGGGGUAUCGCUUGUGACAUUUAUUCACUUUCAGUUUGUAAUGUCUGUCAUUUACAGGAUGGCCACCAGUAUCAUAUGUGUUGUCCGUCCUGGCAUGUGAAGGAUAAACCUUUAAUUACCUCACUCUCGUAAUAAUGCGCAGAGCACAAAAGGGUUUAGCGUUAAAUCCUCUUCACGUAGGAAGCGAGACCACUCGUAACGGGGGUUAUUAUGAAGAAUUAAGGGCAUUUGGUUUAAUAUACUUUUUAUUAUUUUAAAAUGAGCCUACUGAAACGGCCUCUGGGUCCUGAUUUACGCCCACCCACGCAAUCAGUGUGGGACUUUAAUUGGGGGCACUUUGAAGAGUUUUCCACAUUUUCACAUUCAGAAGGUCCUACUGCUAAUUCUGCUGCUCAGCCUGACAUUUGGAGAAUAGUGUGGACUUUUAAAUGGGCUACACAGUCAACUUAGUUGUUUUUUUUUUUUUGUUUUUUUUUAAAUGCACUUAUCACAUUUGUAAAUUAUUUCAAAGUAGCAAGGGAGCAUGCUGGGAGUGGAUUAUGCCAAGAGAGACCCUGAAAGGAGUUUUUAUGAACAAAAAAAAAAAUGUAGGAAUAUACAAACUGCAUAGCACAAAAACAGUGUUCUCAAGAUAGCCUCGGGAUUCUAAAAUUAGUCUGCACCGAUGGUGUGUGUGUGUGUGUGUGCGUGCGCGUGUGUGUGUCUGUGUUCAUUCUCUGAACCUGCUUGUUCCAGUCUAGCCUGCACUAGUCAGGAGGGAGGCUGCAGUCGGCUCGGUGCCUGUGAGUGAAGUCGGACGCCUCGGUCGGGCCACAGAAAGGACGUGCGCACUUGAACCCCACCCCACCACAUUUAAUAGAUCUGCGGUAUAUACAGUACCGUAUGGCGCUACUGGCCCAUUGGAUCCAGUGUCUUGGUGUCAGGUCGUGCACUGGGGCAGUGCGACAAUGUCUAUGUGGAGUCUGCAUGGUGACAGUUCAGCUAGGAACUUCUGUGUUCCUCCAACAAUCCUCGAAGGCAUGAAGGACUCCAGACUGAGCAAUUGUGUGAGUGGGAGCUCUAUGGGCUGGCGACCACAUUUAUUAGUCAAUUACUGAUUGUGCACGUUUUACAUCUACUGUAUAUACUUAGUCAGCACAGUAUCUGCAAUAUCGGUCUGUCUGUUAUAAAGGGCCUUUUCAUACCUGUGUCUGCCCAUCUAUUUAUAUAGUGCCUUUUAUAUGUAAUCUAUCUAUCUAAUCCUGCCUAUUACACUAAAACAUCUAUCUAUCUAUUAUAUAGUACCCUUCACAUCUAUCCCAUCUGUCUUUUAUAAUCCUUUUCAUGAAUGUGUCGCUAUUUAUAUAGUGCCUAAUCUAUCUAUCUAAUCCUGCCUAUUACACUAAAGUAUCCUUCCUACCUAUCUAUCUAUCUAUCUAUCUAUCUAUCUAUCUAUCUAUCUAUCUAAACCUGCCUAUCACACUAAAGUAUCCUUCCUAUCUAUCUGUCUAUCUAAUCCUGCCUAUUAGAUAUCUAUCUAUUAUAUAGUACCCUUCACAUCUAUCCCAUCUGUCUUUUAUAAUCCUUUUCAUGAAUGUGUCUGUUCAUCUAUUUAUAUAGUGCCUAAUCUAUCUAUCUAAUCCUGCCUAUUACACUAAAGUAUCCUUCC
Polypterus senegalus (gray bichir) is the source of this 4891-nucleotide messenger RNA. It is a transcript of the gene ikzf2, whose product is annotated as IKAROS family zinc finger 2. Gene Ontology annotation, biological process: regulation of transcription by RNA polymerase II. Lineage: Eukaryota; Metazoa; Chordata; Cladistia; Polypteriformes; Polypteridae. Bases 1084 to 2349 code for a protein of 421 amino acids. Gene Ontology annotation, molecular function: RNA polymerase II cis-regulatory region sequence-specific DNA binding; DNA-binding transcription factor activity. The transcript is spliced from 8 exons. The record is from RefSeq and is a predicted model, not a curated record.